Messenger RNA from Venustampulla echinocandica, 1872 nucleotides. RefSeq lists its product as uncharacterized. The transcript has 6 exons. Lineage: Eukaryota; Fungi; Ascomycota; Leotiomycetes; Helotiales; Pleuroascaceae. The record is from RefSeq and is a predicted model, not a curated record. Gene Ontology annotation, molecular function: FAD binding. The coding region runs from base 1 to 1872 and encodes 623 amino acids.
AUGGCUCCGUCUGUUUCAUCCCAUGUAGACGUCCUUAUCGUUGGAGCGGGACCUGCUGGACUGGCUUUGGCCAAUUGGUUUCGUUCCUCCAAUAUAUCGGUCCGCCUUCUCGAUAAGAAACCUGGCCCGACUCCACGGGGGCAAGCGGAAGGUCUCAAAAGCACUACUGUUGAGAUAUUCGAGUCGCUUGGGAUUGGGCACCAAGUAUGGGCAGAGGCAUGGAGGUUAGAAGAGAUUGCCAUCUGGGGGCCAGAUAGCACAGGAGGAGAUGCAACAACUAGCAUAGGUAUCAAGAGAGAGCAGGUCAUACAAGAUCAAGUCCCUGAACUUGGGAAAACUAGAGAAGUCAUGCUCCAGCAAUCACGAGUUGAGCAUCAUAUGCUUGAGAAUCUGUCCGCAAGCCCAAACAUCGAAAUGCAAUUUCAAAAGAGACCCACAAGCCUCAAUAUAGAUGAGAGUAUAUUCGAUGAUCAGGAUGCGUUUCCUUUAACUGUCACCGUGACAACAAACACAGAUAGGGUAGGCAUAAAUGGAGUUGCAGCAGAUUGCUCGAAUGGAGAUCUAGGUACCGAAGAGAUCCAUGCCAAGUAUAUGGUAGGCUGUGAUGGAGCUCAUAGCUGGACACGGGACCGGCUAGGUGUAAAGUUGGAGGGAGAUUUGACAGACUCUGUGUUUGGUGUUGUGGAUAUAGUUCCCAAAUCCAACUUUCCAGAUAUUCGGAAGGUCUGCUAUCUGCGAGCCUCUACAGGGACCAUCCUUCUCGUGCCUCGGUCAAACAAAGAGGUUCGUUUGUACGUUCCAGUGGAGAGCGGCGGUGCUCUUUCUAAUCCAAAGGACUUGACUUUUGAGCGAAUCAUGGAUGCAGUACGCAAGAUUAUUGCUCCAUAUACACUAGAGGUUGGCUCAUGCAAAUGGUGGUCCGCUUACCGUGUUGGGCAGCGUGUCGGUGAUCAAUUCUCUAUUCAUAAUCGUGUGUUCCUUGCGGGUGAUGCUGUCCACACCCAUUCCCCAAAAGCCGGUCAAGGUAUGAACACCAGCAUUCAAGAUGCCUUCAACCUUGGUUGGAAACUUCGUCUGGUCCUAAAUGGCCAUGCAUCACCAUCCAUUCUUUCGACCUAUGAGUCCGAGCGACUGCCUGUGGCACAAGAUCUCAUCGCCUUCGACCGUGGAUACCUAAAGCUCUUCUCCGCACCAUCCGCAUCAUUUGAAAGCGAAUUCCUACGUGCAAUGAAGUUCACGACCGGUCUCUCGAUCCGUUACCCACCAUCUCCAAUCGUCCAGCUCCCAAGUAGUAGCAACAACCAAGAACCCGCGCAGCCCCUAGGGCCUAGCUUACUGAAGGCAGAUGUGGUGUCCGGCAAGCGCCUACCUGACUUCCAGGUCGUCUGCCAGGCUGACGGCAUCACAACACGCAUUCAUCCACGCCUCCAUGCAAGCGGUGCCUUCAGGAUCAUCGCAUUCGCAGGCAAUCUCGCUCAGCCUGCUCUGCUCGCCCAGCUUCAGCACCUUGGGUCCUGGCUUAGCGAUUGUGAAGAGGGGCUAGGCAGACUUACCGCCGGCGGUGCUCAGGCGAGAGUAGAGGUGCUGGUUGUGCACUGCGCAGCAAGAGAGCAGGUGGAGCUUAUGGAGCUUCAUGAGGUGUUUCGGCCGUGGAGCGAUGACGAGGGAUGGGAUUACUGGCGGGUGUAUGCAGAUGAGAAUAGCGCUCAUGAGGGACAUGGCAGGGUCUACGACAAGCUUGAGCUUGACAGAGAAAAGGGGUGCGUUGUAGUUGUGAGGCCUGAUAACUACAUUAGUGCUGUGAUCGGAAUGGAGGAUUUCGGAAGCAUGAAAAGAUACUUCUCCAAGGUAGAGAGUGGCAGCUGCAUGUAA